CCCUGGCUCCUCUGACCUUGUAGGCCCCUCCCCCGAUGGCAUUUUCUUGCAGGAGGAGGCUGGGUGCUGACCUUCCUGCCCCUCUCAGGAACCAGGGGACUCAGGAGGAGGGUCCUCACUUGGAAAAGUAGAGCAGAAACGACCACCCGGUCCAGGCCAAAAAAAGAGUCCAGCGUGGCACGGGGCAAGGAGAUCAGAGCCUAGACUGAUGAGAUGGGGCAGAAUGUGGAGCCGAGACCGGAGGGGAGGGGUCUCGGCCUGCGUCACAGGGAGAGGAGUGGAGAGCCUCGACCCUGGAUGCUGGCGCGGGGCGGCGAAGUCCCUCCCCAAAGGCGGAGGCAGAAGGAGGAGGGAGGAGAUAGUGAGGAAGAAAAGGAGGGAGGGAGAAACCUGGAGGAGGGAAAGGGGAGGAGGGAGGGGGCCGCCGAGCCGACCGCAGGGAGCCGGGCGCAGGGAGCACCGGAGGGCGGAGCAGAGCGCGGCCGGCGGCGGGCGGCGGGCGAGCGACCCCACGACAGCCCCCACACCUCUGCUUCCUGUGACCGCGCCUGCCCCCGGGGCCCGCGGCGGCCCUGCGCGCGAGCACUGACCUCUGCGGAGGCGGCGCGGGCUCAGCAUCGGGCCGGGGCCGGGAGGGGCACCGGGGCCGGGGGGCGGCGCUCCGGCCCGGCCCGGCCCCGCCCGAUGUCCAUGAGUGCGAACACCAUGAUCUUCAUGAUUCUGGGGGCGUCGAUCGUGAUGGCCAUCGCGUGCUUGAUGGACAUGAACGCGCUGCUGGACCGAUUCCAUAACUACAUCCUCCCGCACCUGCGGGGCGAGGACCGCGUCUGCCACUGCAACUGUGGCCGGCACCACAUCCACUACGUGAUCCCAUACGACGGGGACCAGUCGGUGGUGGACGCAUCUGAGAACUACUUUGUGACAGACAAUGUGACCAAGCAGGAGAUCGACCUUAUGCUGGGGCUGCUUCUGGGCUUCUGCAUCAGCUGGUUCCUGGUGUGGAUGGAUGGUGUCCUGCACUGUGCUGUGCGCGCCUGGAGGGCUGGUCGGCGCUAUGAUGGCUCGUGGACCUGGCUGCCCAAGCUGUGCAGCCUGCGGGAGCUGGGCCGGCGGCCGCACAGGCCCUUCGAGGAGCCCACAGGGAACAUGGUGCACGUGAAGCAGAAGCUCUACCACAACGGCCACCCCAGCCCACGGCACCUGUGAGUGCACAGGACUCGGGGCUGCUGUGCACAUGUAAAGGGACCUCGUGGAUGCUCAGCUGGCGAGACGGGACUGCGGCCUCAGGCCCAGGGUACGCUGGGCUGUGGCCAGCUGGGCUGUGGCCAGCAGGCAAAUCCAGUGGAAGGUGCUGUCUCUUCUUUUUAUAAAGGGGGUCGGGUGGGGGCUGGGGUUGGGAUGGCCACUGGGCUUCAGGGACAGCAACCUGGUUUCCACAGUGAGCAAGACACAAAGGCAGGCUUUUAGAGGUGAUGGGGCCAGGGGUGGUGGGUUCACAAUGGGGAUGGGCAUGGCCUGGGUCAUGCUAGCCUAAGGCCACAUCUCAUUGAAAGCCACUGUUUCCUGUGCACCUGUCGUCCAUCCGUCCGUCUGGAGGGGAGGGAUGUGUCAGGGCCUGCGCCCAUCUGCACACGGGAGCAUGUGCAUGGGGCGUGUGCGACUGGAGGACUGGAGGGUGGGACUAGAAGGGCGGGCCCCCAGCAGCAAUAAAGGUGUGGUGGCCCCAGGUGUCCCAGCCCUCACUGUGAAGCCCACCCUGCCUGGCCAGUAAAUUCUCCAGAAAGCUCCA
Messenger RNA from Phodopus roborovskii (desert hamster), 1789 nucleotides. It is a transcript of the gene Tmem240, whose product is annotated as transmembrane protein 240. The transcript has 4 exons. The record is from RefSeq and is a predicted model, not a curated record. Lineage: Eukaryota; Metazoa; Chordata; Mammalia; Rodentia; Cricetidae. Bases 214 to 1206 code for a protein of 330 amino acids.